CCGGGGCGGGCCGGAGCGGGUCCGCGGCGGCGCAUAAGGAGCGCGGCGGGGCGCGGGCGCGGCGCGGCGCAGCGGGGGCAGGUGAAGGGACCUGUUCUGAAGCCAAGAUGUGGCAGUCCGUGUCCAUUCUGUAUGUCCUCGUGGCCUUUGCCAAUGCACGGAGCAUUGCUUACUACCCUCCCCUCUCCAGUGACUUGGUCAACCAAAUAAACAAGCUCAACACCACCUGGAAGGCAGGGCACAACUUCUACAACACUGACAUGAGUUAUGUGAAGAAGCUCUGUGGCACAUUCCUGGGUGGGCCCAAGCUCCCUGUCAGGGUAGAUUUGGCUGCAGAUAUGGACUUGCCAGAUAACUUUGACUCACGAAAGCAGUGGCCCAACUGCCCAACAAUCAAUGAGAUAAGAGACCAGGGCUCCUGUGGUUCUUGCUGGGCUUUUGGUGCUGUAGAAGCCAUUUCAGACAGAAUCUGUGUUCAUACAAAUGCCAAGGUGAGCGUGGAGGUCUCGGCGGAGGACUUGUUGUCGUGCUGCGGCUUUGAGUGCGGCAUGGGGUGCAAUGGUGGUUAUCCCUCUGGUGCGUGGAGGUACUGGACGGAGAAGGGCCUUGUGUCCGGUGGUCUCUAUGACUCCCAUGUAGGCUGCCGUCCCUACUCCAUCCCUCCUUGCGAGCACCAUGUCAAUGGCUCCCGGCCCCCGUGCACAGGUGAGGGUGGGGACACCCCCAGGUGUGAGCGACGCUGUGAACCUGGCUACUCACCUUCAUACAAGGAGGACAAGCACUACGGCAUUACAUCCUAUGGCGUGCCUCACAGCGAGAAGGAAAUCAUGGCUGAGAUCUACAAGAAUGGCCCAGUGGAAGGAGCCUUUAUUGUCUACGAGGACUUCCUCAUGUACAAGUCUGGGGUGUACCAGCAUGUGUCUGGGGAGCAGGUUGGAGGCCAUGCAAUCCGGAUCCUUGGCUGGGGUGUGGAAAACGGCACUCCUUACUGGCUGGCUGCAAACUCUUGGAAUACAGACUGGGGUGAUAAUGGCUUUUUCAAAAUCCUACGAGGAGAGGACCACUGUGGCAUUGAGUCGGAGAUUGUGGCUGGCAUCCCCAGCACGAUGCAGUACUGGAAGAAGAUGUAAAAUUCCUCUUGCACUGCUGCUGAUUUGAUCAAAUCACAAAUAAUCCUGAGUCCCUGAUGCUUUUAAUGAUAGAUUGGGUGCAGAGCCCCCACUCUAAGAGACUAUAGUUGAAGUUACUUUAUUAAAGCUUUUAUCUUUUUUUUUUUUUUUUUAAUUGUGUGGUGGAGCUGGAGGCAGCAGGUCCUGUACUGGUAUGUGAGCUUGUGAGCUGUUCUCUGCAAGUCCCCUUGCUCCUAGUGUGUGUGGACUUGGUGGGACAUUCGCUGCUCAGAGGACUGCUAUGAGUGUUGCUGGCCGCUUGUGCCACAGUGUUUGGUUAGCUUGAAUAUCUUGCAGCCAUCCAGCCCAAUAUAGCAGAUAUUGGGAGGGCAGGGAGCAGCAGCUUUGUGCUGAGAGUAGGGACUUAGUAGGGCAGUGGAGACCAAACCUGCCAGGAAACCCAGGCCACUUUCAGGCAUGGCUUGUGGACCCCUGUCUGGAGUAGUCUGCCUGUUCAGUGCCCAAAGCAAGCAAGGUAUGUUAGAGAGCUUGUGCCUUGCUCAAUCAGCAUUAAUGACAAACUGACUUUUUUGAUGUGGGGCUGGAGCUGAAUAAGGCCCCUUCUGCCUGUGACGAGUCCUUGGUGAAUUGCUAGCUCUGCUCCCUUCAGCUGCUUUUUAAAACCACUUGUUUCUCUGCUGUUUUGUUCACUGCUGUAGCCUGGGGUUAUUGAUCUCUUGUGAAGGGCCUAGCCAGAGCUCCCUGAGCCCCUCGAUCAAAUGUCCUGCAGCACUCAGGUGCAUACUGGAAAAGGCAAACCAUACCAUGCUUGUCCAAAGGACUGUGCUGUGCAGCUUGGUGUGCUUUGCAUCCUACCUUUGGAAGGAUGCUACAGCUGAAGGGAGGGUGGAGGGUGCUUUGGGGCUGCAGAUGCUGAACUGUGAGCAGAGGGAUGCUUUGUAAAUCUCGCUUAGGGAACUUGUGAAGAAGCUUAGAGGCAUCUUGCUGCCUUGCACACAACUAAAGCUUUUUUUUUUUUUUUUUUAAGAUACAGGCAGUAAGAAAGAAAACUUAUUUUUGUUACUAGGAGGAGGUUUAAUAGCUAAGAGGAGGAAUCGUGAUUUGCCAACACUAAUACAGCAAAAUAGCUUUUUUUUUUUUCUUUUUAAGCAAAAAGUACAUUGCAACAAUUCUGAAAUGAAUGAAGCAGGCCCUCCCUUGUACUGAAUAAACAGCCCCUUACCUCUGCUUACUCAAACAACAGUGAGACAGAGCUUUGGUGUACAUGAAUGGAACAACUGUGCCAAUAAAGGAUUUCUCCAA
Molecule: messenger RNA, 2432 nt
Organism: Rhea pennata
Lineage: Eukaryota; Metazoa; Chordata; Aves; Rheiformes; Rheidae
Gene: CTSB
Product: cathepsin B
Exons: 10
Coding region: 108-1130 (340 amino acids)
Biological process (GO): regulation of catalytic activity
Cellular component (GO): lysosome
Molecular function (GO): cysteine-type endopeptidase activity
Source: RefSeq, a predicted model, not a curated record